Durusdinium trenchii is the source of this 2161-nucleotide messenger RNA. Lineage: Eukaryota; Dinophyceae; Suessiales; Symbiodiniaceae. The record is from the annotation of a GenBank genome assembly.
CGUGACCAGUAGCCAGUUAUGCACUGAGUGGUUGCCAUCCUGGCUGUUUUGCUUCAGCGUUGGGCGAUGCUUUCAGUGGGGAACCCGGCCAUGAGACACCCGGAACCGGUGCAACCGCGCAGCGGUCCGCAGACCGGUUCCGACCGGGUCGGUGACCCAGCGCGGAACCAUGGGGCGCAGCUUCCUUCUUCGCUUUCUUCUCGGACUCGCCGUGGGCGAUCGCUACGAAGAACUGAAGGAGGAUCCAGCCCUUUGGGGAGAAGGUUUCCAAGUGGUGUCCCUGCCGUGUCGACAACGCGAGUCCUUCGACUUUCACCGGUGCUGUGCAAGUCACUCCAUCGACUCCUCACAGCUGGAGGGAUGCUUCCGCACACAGAGUGCUGGAGGCAUCAAAUACGCCCAGGAGCAUUGCUGCAAUGACCGCGAAGCUGUUCUGAUGGCAAACAGCUUGAACAUGAACUUCCUGCACUUUGCGGAGUGCUUGUCAAAUUGCACCUGCAUCAAUCAAGACUUGCCUCCGGACUGUGGCUGUGAGAGGAGAUAUGUGUCAACAGCCUUGCAGGUGGCCCCUCUACCAAGCGAGUGGCGGAGCGAAUUCUCUGCAUGGUUACUUGGGAGACGUCCCCUUUUGGAUGCAGAUUGGAAGAGAAACACCUCCCUCCGCUGGUGCCAUCAGGAGAACCUCCGCCAUGCCGCAAGAGUGCUGGAGCAUCUCUUGGGAUCUCCUCAAAUGGCAGUGGCACCAGAAGUUGGGCAAAGGUUUGAGGGGCCACACCAGCGCAUCCCCCUGGCCCAUGCCUUUCAUCAACGAAUCGCACGGAUGCAGAAACGGCGCAAUGCAGCGGAGGUGCGCCGCCUUUUCCGCCCGGCCGUACUGCAGAGCGCCACACCGAGGGAGGCCGGUUCGGUGCAUGUGGCGAUGAUCGCGUCCAUCGGGCAGCCGGUCUAUGGGCGCCAGGCCCUGGCCACGAUUCGCUCUGCCUUGUUUCAUGCACAUUUGCUGCCGCUGCACUUCCACAUUUUCGUGGACACCGCUGGGCAAGAGGACGUCGCCCAUGUUUUGGCGGAGGUUUUGGAACCUGAGCUUCUUGCACGGGCCAGCGCAGUGGACUACUAUGGUCCAAAGCAUCUCAAGAGGAUUUGGCCCCUGCUUCGCCGGCACGUCCCAUUGGGUUGCAUGGCUGGUGAACAUCUUUCUGGAUGGUCAGGAGUUUAUGGUGCGCCUGGUUGGAUGCGGCUCUUUGCAGAGGAAGUCUUCGCUGGCCAAGAGAUUGAUCACCUCAUUUGGGUGGAUGCUGGUGACUUUGUUUUUUUCUCCGACCCUGCCACGCUCUUGCACGAGCACAUCAGGGUCACCGAGAUGAAACCAGGAACGGUGGCCACCCAUCCGAAGGGAAGCCCUUGGGCAUUGCAAGUCUUCAGCUUCAAGCUCAUGCGGCAAGCACAGUGGACCAAAGUUGUCAGUAAGCUCAUCCGGGUGGAGUGGCAGACGAACCGCACUGGACCUGCUGGUGGUUCUCGAGAGGCUCUUUGCUUUAUGGGUGAAGGAAUGUUCAUGAUUCUGCUGAGUCAACAUCAUCCAGAGCUUUUUGGCACCAUCUCGCAGGAAUGGGCCCACGAACCGCGCUUGCCCUUCUUCACGGGCAAUUUGAUGAUGCCAUGGUAUCUCGGAGGAUUUUCGGAUGCCCCAGAGAUCUGGUUCAACCGCGAGCAUCCAGGCCUGGUGGACUUUACCGAAGCCUUCACCUUUUGCCCGACCUUCGAUGAAAUCAUGAUCCACAAUUUGGCUGUGUCACCCAUGACCUACCCCAUUUUUGUGGUGGAAGUGGCCCAAGUCUUGCACCGUGCGAGGUUGGAGUUCGAAUACAUGGCCAUGGACGGCGCUUAUGCCGAAGCUCCUGCCUUUGGGCGGCAGGUCUAUCGCUGUGGGAAGCCGGUGCUGGGGAUGCACUUGAUCCGGCAGUUUCAUGUCGACGUGCCCUGGAGCAUUCGGCUUCUGGACUUUUGGAGCAAAGCCCAGGGUCUUUGGGGUCCAAAGAGAUCCGUCAAGCGUGACCUUCCUAGACGCUUGGAUAUCGUUGAAUAAGCGCGUUUCAAGGCGAGCUGGUGGAAUGUGUUCUGGCCUGGCCAGAUAGAUCAAUCGUUGCUCCGCAGAAUGGAC